UUCCAGCAGGAGGAGUGGCUGCUGCUGCUGCUGCCCCGGGGGAGGGGAGCGUUUGUCCGGAUACGUGAGAGAAGUUGAGGCGGUCCCAGAAACCCACGCACAACGGCCGUCCGGGAUCAGCCAGCCCUCCAUUUACCUCCAAACAUGGCCCCUUCCACUUCUUCCCAACUUCUCUGGGCACUUUUCAUCUUUCUUUCGUUGGCUGUGGUCAAAUGUCAGUAUGAGAAGUACAGUUUCCGGAGCUUCCCCAGACAUGAGCUCAUGCCUCUGGAGUCUGCCUACAAAUACGCACUGGACCAGUACACUGGAGAGAAGUGGCAGGACACCGUGGAGUACAUGGAGGUGUCUCUGCGCCUCUAUCGGCUCCUGCGGGACAGCGAGGCCUUCUGCAACCUCAACUGCAGCUCCGUCAGGCUGGACGACGAGGACAAGUUUGCGGAGUUUCCCGAACUGCGCGCAUUCGGGAACGUGAUGAAAAGAGCGCAGUGUCUGAAACGGUGCAAACAGGGUCUGCCCGCGUUCAGACAGACCAUGCCCAGCCGGGACACCAUAGAUGAGUUUGAUAGAAGAGAGCCCUACAGAUACCUGCAGUACGCCUACUUUAAAUCUGAUAACCUGGCCAAGGCUGUUUCUGCUGCUCACACCUUCCUGCUGAAGCAUCCAGAUGAUGAGAUGAUGCAGAAGAACAUGGCCUACUACAGGAGUCUGCCAGGGGCUGAAGAACACCUCAAAGACCUGGAGACCAAAUCCUAUGAGACGUUGUUUGUGCGUUCUGUGAGGGCAUACAACGGAGAAAAUUUCCGUACCUCAAUAUCAGACAUGGAACUGGCUCUGAGGGAUUUCUUCAAGGUCUAUGAUGAGUGUCUGGCAGCGUCUGAGGGACCCAGGGACAUCAAAGACUUUAAGGACUUCUACCACAACAUAGCCGAUCACUAUUCUGAGGUCCUAGAAAGGAAGGCCAGGUGUGAGAGUGACCUGACGCCUGUUGUAGGAGGUUUCGUUGUGGAAAAGUUUGUGGCCACCAUGUACCACUACCUGCAGUUUGCUUAUUACAAAUUGAACGACCUAAAGAACGCAGUGCCAUGUGCAGCCAGCUACAUGUUGUUUGAUCCCAGUGAUGAAGUCAUGAAGAACAACGUGGCUUAUUACAAGUAUCACAGAAACCAGUGGGGGCUGACAGAGGAGGACUUCCUGCCCAGAUCAGAGGCCGUGCGGUACUACAAUCAGACCACCAUGCAGCUGCAGAUGUUGGAGUUCUCCAGACAACACCUGGCAAGUGACGAUGAGGGGGAGGUGGUGGAGUUUAUAGAUGAGUUCCUGGAUGAGAAUGAAUAGCCUUCGUUGGAAACUCUGCCGAAACACUGAAAAACAAAAUACAAAUGACGAAAACAGCACCACCAGCUUGUAUUUAUUGGGUUUUGUUGUAAGAGGCUCUGAUUAACCUGCAGCUCCAAAUCCUGAAUAUUUUUCUGGAUUCUUACAGUAUUUUGUGCACUAAAUAUCCAGAUCAGUGGUAUGGACAAACAAUGAAAUGAUAUGAUGAUGAUUCUGCGUGUAGAGAUUUUACUGUCAGUUUUAUAAAUUCAUUCCUCUCCUGUGAAUUUUACUUGUCGUCUUACAAAAAUGUCAUUUUUACAAUAAAAUUACAUGACAUCA
Molecule: messenger RNA, 1656 nt
Organism: Sphaeramia orbicularis (orbiculate cardinalfish)
Lineage: Eukaryota; Metazoa; Chordata; Actinopteri; Kurtiformes; Apogonidae
Gene: crtap
Product: cartilage associated protein
Exons: 7
Coding region: 145-1335 (396 amino acids)
Biological process (GO): collagen fibril organization; peptidyl-proline hydroxylation to 3-hydroxy-L-proline
Cellular component (GO): endoplasmic reticulum
Molecular function (GO): collagen binding; protein binding
Source: RefSeq, a predicted model, not a curated record